Diceros bicornis minor is the source of this 804-nucleotide messenger RNA. RefSeq names its product methyltransferase 21C, AARS1 lysine (gene METTL21C). Gene Ontology annotation, biological process: peptidyl-lysine methylation. Gene Ontology annotation, molecular function: protein-lysine N-methyltransferase activity. The transcript is spliced from 4 exons. Bases 1 to 795 code for a protein of 264 amino acids. Gene Ontology annotation, cellular component: cytoplasm; cytosol. Lineage: Eukaryota; Metazoa; Chordata; Mammalia; Perissodactyla; Rhinocerotidae. The record is from RefSeq and is a predicted model, not a curated record.
AUGGACGUGUGUCUGAGCUCCGAGCAGCAGCCCGGGCGCCUGGGCAAAGGACCGAGCACCCCAGACGGCUGGUUAGAGGCGGAGGAGGAGGGGGAUCUCCACAAAGAUGGCACCAGCAGACCUCCAGGAGAUUCUAACAAGAUAGAACCAUCUCUUCAGAGUCUCCAGAAAUUUAUUCCUACAGAUUAUGCCAGCUACACUCAGGAGCACUAUCUGUUUGCAGGCAAGAAGAUUGUCAUUCAAGAGUCGAUAGAGAGUUACGGAACGGUGGUGUGGCCAGGGGCUAUGGCUCUGUGUCAGUAUUUGGAGGAACAUGCAGAGGAACUGAAUCUCCAAGAUGCUAAGAUUCUUGAAAUUGGUGCUGGACCAGGCCUUGUUUCCAUUGUGGCCAGUGUUUUAGGGGGUCAAGUCACAGCAACGGAUUUGCCUGAUGUCCUAGGAAACCUUCAAUACAAUCUUUUAAAGAACACACUAAAAUGUACAGCACAUCUGCCUGAAGUGAAAGAACUGGUGUGGGGAGAAGACCUGGAACAAAACUUCCCCAAGUCAACUUUCUAUUACGAUUACGUUCUGGCCUCGGAUGUGGUCUACCACCAUUACUUCUUGGACAAGCUGCUCGCCACCAUGGUGUACCUCUGUCAGCCAGGGACGGUGUUGCUUUGGGCAAACAAGUUCAGAUUCAGCACUGAUUACGAGUUUUUAGAUAAAUUCAAGCAAGUUUUUGAUACAACACUCUUGGCUGAAUUUCCAGAGUCAUCCGUGAAACUUUUCAAAGCAGUACUAAGAUGGGACUAAAUGAAACAA